AUGUUGACUAAUCAGGCUUCCCUACGCUCUGCGUUCCUUUGUCUCAAGCUUCAGCCGGCAGCUCUGGCGCCAAGCACGUCAAUGUCAGUGAUUCUCGCACCGCUCCAGACAGUCCUUCAACCUCGAGCAUACAGCGCCCUCACAGCAACUUUUCGCGCGCCGAGAAGAGGGCACGCCCGUUCAAAGACCUCAUUGAGCUCCCAUCAGCUCCGCUUCGCCUCUGCAUCCACCAUCUCUACCCCUCCACCAGCACCUUCCAAACAGCACUUAGCCUCACGAAAAACGCCUGCCCUAGAACCAGCAACCACCACUCACCCCGCAACCUCCGCCGAAUCCACCCCCUCAGGCACUAUCCCCACCUCUGAUCUUCCCGAUCCUACCACAAGCUACGCCGCUCCUAUUGCCUCCAUCCCCAACCAGAAACAACCACUAACCUGGAAUGCCUUCCUCCGCCUCCGACGAAUUCGUCGUCGCUACAACCUCAUUUCCUCCAUUGCCCUCGCCUCAGCCACGACUGCUGGUGGCGCUUUCGUGAUAGGAGAUGAAAGCAGGAGUAUGGAGACCUUCAACAUUAUGGGAAUAGACCCAAUAUUCGUGAUGGGGUUUGCGACCCUAGCUUGCGGGGCCGUGGGAUGGCUGGCUGGGCCAGUGGUGGGGAGUGGGAUCUUUGGAAUAGUGUAUCGGAGGUUGGGUCCGGAGAUGGCUGCGAAAGAGAAAGAUUUGUUUCAACGCAUCAAGAAGCAGCGGGUCGAUCCCUCGAAUUCUUCGAGUAGUAAUCCCGUGCCGGAUUAUUACGGAGAGAAGAUUGGGAGUGUGGGACAGUAUCGGACUUGGUUGAAGGAUCAGAAGGCGUAUAAUAGGAGAAAACAGAAGGACUUCGUAUGA
This is a messenger RNA of Bacidia gigantensis, 885 nucleotides long. RefSeq lists its product as uncharacterized. Lineage: Eukaryota; Fungi; Ascomycota; Lecanoromycetes; Lecanorales; Ramalinaceae. Gene Ontology annotation, biological process: protein import into mitochondrial matrix. The coding region runs from base 1 to 885 and encodes 294 amino acids. Gene Ontology annotation, cellular component: PAM complex, Tim23 associated import motor. The record is from RefSeq and is a predicted model, not a curated record. The transcript has 2 exons.